UGGCACGACUUUCCGCAGUCUCUGCGGACUCCGGCUAGCCUCGCAGAAGAGCCAGUACGCCAGUUGACACAGUGAUGAGCAUCGAGAAAUACAAGGGACGCGUCGCACUGGUUACUGGCGCCAGCGCGGGCAUCGGUGCCGCCAUAGUGCAGGCGCUGCUGAAGCAUGGACUCACCGUCGUGGGAAUGGCCAGGAGGGUCGAAAAGAUUAAGGAGCUGGAACUCAAAGACGCGCCAGGGAAGCUGCACGCGAUCGCCGGGGAUGUGAGCGACGAAGCCAGCAUCCUGGCUGCCUUCAAGUGGGUCAAGGACAACCUGGGUGGUGUCGAUGUCCUUAUCAACAACGCUGGUGUCUUCCCGCCGAAUAGUGUUACAGAGGGCAAGACGGAAGACUGGAAGCGCAUCCUGGACGUGAACGUGCUGGGUCUGAGCAUCUGCACCAGGGAGGCCGUGCAGGACAUGCUGAGCAGGGGCGUCGACGACGGCUUCAUCAUCCACAUCAACAGUGUUGCGGGACACACGACACCGGGUACAAGUGCUUUCGCGAUGUACUACGCCAGCAAGCACGCCGUCAAAGUACUGCUCGAAGGGCUGAGGAAAGACCUGGCCGCCAAGGGCAGCAAGAUACGAGUCGGCGAAGUUUCUCCAGGACUAGUACGAACUGAAGGAGUAUCAAACGUAAUGGCUAGCCUUCCAAAGGAAAGUGAAUUUUUCGCCAAACUGAAGGAAAUGCCAACUAUGGAAUCAGAAGACAUAGCAGAAGCCGUUGUUUACAUGUUGUCCCAGCAUCCUCGUGUUCAGGUACACGAUAUAAUUGUGAUGCCAACUGGCCAACCGGACUAAGUUACAGUGGAUCCUAUAUCUAUCUGCAAAAGAUUUCUCUAACAAAUGUGCUGAUGCGAGAACAGUACUGCUGUGUUACUAUCGUAUAACUGCAAAUGUUUUAUAGAAUAAAAAGUCCCCUAUUAAAUAGUA
Molecule: messenger RNA, 974 nt
Organism: Schistocerca americana (American grasshopper)
Lineage: Eukaryota; Metazoa; Arthropoda; Insecta; Orthoptera; Acrididae
Product: dehydrogenase/reductase SDR family member 11-like
Exons: 6
Coding region: 75-842 (255 amino acids)
Source: RefSeq, a predicted model, not a curated record